AUGGCAGCGAGUGUUGAGAUGGCAGCGAGUGUUGAGAUGGCAGCGAGUGUUGAGAUGGCAGCGAGUGUUGAGAUGGCAGCGAGUGUUGAGAUGGCAGCGAGUGUUGAGAUGGCAGCGAGUGUUGAGAUGGCAGCGAGUGUUGAGAUGGCAGCGAGUGUUGAGAUGGCAGCGAGUGUUGAGAUGGCAGCGAGUGUUGAGAUGGCAGCGAGUGUUGAGAUGGCAGCGAGUGUUGAGAUGGCAGCGAGUGUUGAGAUGGCAGCGAGUGUUGAGAUGGCAGCGAGUGUUGAGAUGGCAGCGAGUGUUGAGAUGGCAGCGAGUGUUGAGAUGGCAGCGAGUGUUGAGAUGGCAGCGAGUGUUGAGAUGGCAGCGAGUGUUGAGAUGGCAGCGAGUGUUGAGAUGGCAGCGAGUGUUGAGAUGGCAGCGAGUGUUGAGAUGGCAGCGAGUGUUGAGAUGGCAGCGAGUGUUGAGAUGGCAGCGAGUGUUGAGAUGGCAGCGAGUGUUGAGAUGGCAGCGAGUGUUGAGAUGGCAGCGAGUGUUGAGAUGGCAGCGAGUGUUGAGAUGGCAGCGAGUGUUGAGAUGGCAGCGAGUGUUGAGAUGGCAGCGAGUGUUGAGAUGGCAGCGAGUGUUGAGAUGGCAGCGAGUGUUGAGAUGGCAGCGAGUGUUGAGAUGGCAGCGAGUGUUGAGAUGGCAGCGAGUGUUGAGAUGGCAGCGAGUGUUGAGAUGGCAGCGAGUGUUGAGAUGGCAGCGAGUGUUGAGAUGGCAGCGAGUGUUGAGAUGGCAGCGAGUGUUGAGAUGGCAGCGAGUGUUGAGAUGGCAGCGAGUGUUGAGAUGGCAGCGAGUGUUGAGAUGGCAGCGAGUGUUGAGAUGGCAGCGAGUGUUGAGAUGGCAGCGAGUGUUGAGAUGGCAGCGAGUGUUGAGAUGGCAGCGAGUGUUGAGAUGGCAGCGAGUGUUGAGAUGGCAGCGAGUGUUGAGAUGGCAGCGAGUGUUGAGAUGGCAGCGAGUGUUGAGAUGGCAGCGAGUGUUGAGAUGGCAGCGAGUGUUGAGAUGGCAGCGAGUGUUGAGAUGGCAGCGAGUGUUGAGAUGGCAGCGAGUGUUGAGAUGGCAGCGAGUGUUGAGAUGGCAGCGAGUGUUGAGAUGGCAGCGAGUGUUGAGAUGGCAGCGAGUGUUGAGAUGGCAGCGAGUGUUGAGAUGGCAGCGAGUGUUGAGAUGGCAGCGAGUGUUGAGAUGGCAGCGAGUGUUGAGAUGGCAGCGAGUGUUGAGAUGGCAGCGAGUGUUGAGAUGGCAGCGAGUGUUGAGAUGGCAGCGAGUGUUGAGAUGGCAGCGAGUGUUGAGAUGGCAGCGAGUGUUGAGAUGGCAGCGAGUGUUGAGAUGGCAGCGAGUGUUGAGAUGGCAGCGAGUGUUGAGAUGGCAGCGAUGCACAACAGAAGGGAAAACAGCAUGACCCACGAUGGCGCAGCAUCUGGCAACAAGAAGAACAAGAGCAAAAUUAUCCAGACACCCAGCGCGAUUUCUGGAGCAUUGUAA
Closterium sp. Yama58-4 is the source of this 1524-nucleotide messenger RNA. Lineage: Eukaryota; Viridiplantae; Streptophyta; Zygnematophyceae; Desmidiales; Closteriaceae. The record is from the annotation of a GenBank genome assembly.